AUGAGUCUAAACGCGAGACCAAGAUGCAUCCGCGUCACGCGCGCUGAAGCGGAGGCGUUUCUGCGUCGUCUCGAGGGGAAGGAAGGCGCAGAACGCUCCCGCCUGCAUGAAGAGCACCGUGCGUAUGUCGACGGUACGCGUGACCGCGAUGCUGACUUUGGCGACGAAGUUGCGGAUGAACAGCUUGUUUCAGCUCCUACGUCAGCAACGAGAGGAAGGCGGCCUGGGAUGACAGUGACUUUACGCAAGCCUCUUGCUCCAGCUACGUACCGGAGGAAGGGCGCACUAGUGAGCGGCAGAGAUUACAACACCGAAGAAGGCGGCGAAGUAAAAAAGACCGGCAAAGGCGCCAGGCAAGGCCAAAGCAAAAGAAAGGCCCGCAAGAACUGUGUCAACAAUGCCCAACCAGCCGAGGAUCUCCCAGAGUAUAGCAACACGUCGCCAUCUCCGCCAUGUGCAACAAACACAACGCAGGCACAUCGUGGACCCAUGUCGACAUCGGAAGGUGCUUCCUCUGCGCAACAGACAUCGCCGCUAACGCCACCUCGAUCUUCGGCUGCCACAUACGCUGUCACAUGA
Phytophthora infestans T30-4 is the source of this 579-nucleotide messenger RNA. RefSeq lists its product as uncharacterized. The transcript has 4 exons. The coding region runs from base 1 to 579 and encodes 192 amino acids. NCBI's taxonomy places the organism in Eukaryota, Oomycota, Peronosporomycetes, Peronosporales, Peronosporaceae. The record is from RefSeq and is a predicted model, not a curated record.